Mytilus trossulus (common blue mussel) is the source of this 1397-nucleotide messenger RNA. Its product is annotated as ras-related protein Rab-26-like. Bases 231 to 869 code for a protein of 212 amino acids. Gene Ontology annotation, biological process: protein localization to plasma membrane; regulation of exocytosis; endocytic recycling. The transcript is spliced from 8 exons. Gene Ontology annotation, cellular component: synaptic vesicle; plasma membrane; endosome. Gene Ontology annotation, molecular function: GTP binding; GTPase activity. The record is from RefSeq and is a predicted model, not a curated record. Lineage: Eukaryota; Metazoa; Mollusca; Bivalvia; Mytilida; Mytilidae.
ACAGUAUCAGUGAGCGUUGACAGGGAACAAGAUGUCUGUCACAUACAGUAUGGGCUCAUUAGGGUUUCACAGCUUGUAGAAGGAACCAGUUAAUAACGUGAAAUGGACAUAUGCUCUGUAGCAUUUAGUUUGACUGUGAUCACCUGUUGCGUCAAGAAUUGAUGAAAUAACAAAAAAAUCCAUAGGUGGAAAUUUACAACAGAUAGUUCUGUAUUAAAGGCAGAAUAUUUAUGUAUAAUCAAAUGGGGUUUGUCUACUCUGAUGUUGAACAUGCGGAUGAAGUUUUUUAUAAGGUUAUGCUGAUAGGAGAUAGUGGAGUAGGAAAAACAUGUCUACUAGUACGGUUCAAAGAUGGUGCUUUUUUAUCAGGAAGUUUUAUUUCCACAGUUGGUAUAGAUUUUAGGAACAAAGUUGUUGAUGUAGAAGGAACAAAAGUUAAAUUACAGAUCUGGGAUACUGCCGGGCAAGAAAGGUUUCGUAGUAUAACCCGAGCAUAUUACCGUGAUGCAAAUGCACUACUGCUGUUAUAUGAUGUUACAAAUAAAGCCAGCUUUGACAAUAUCAGAGCAUGGCUGGGAGAGAUAAAUGAAUAUGCUCAGGAAGAUGUAGUUAUAAUGUUACUAGGAAAUAAAGCCGAUAUGGCAGGGGAACGAAUGAUUCGAACAGAAGAUGGAGAAAAAUUAGCAAAGGAAUAUAAUGUAGCAUUUAUGGAAACUAGUGCCAAGACUGGAAUGAAUGUAGAUCUGGCUUUUAUGGCUGUUGCCAAAGAUCUGAAAAUGAAAAAGACUAGAAAACCUGCCGACCCAAAAUUUAAUGUUGCUGAAUAUGUUUUACAAGAAAGAAAAUCUGGAGGCUGUUGUGGAAGUUAGCCGUUAGAUUUAAAUAAAUUAGAUUGUCAAUGACUGCUAACUAAUGCUCAUGAUACUGUUUUAUUCAUUGGUGCAAAGAGGCAUUAAGAUAGAUUGUUUAAAAUUUUAUUUUUAUAUUGAUUGCAGGGUAUUUUAAAAUGCCUGCUAUUGUCAUUUCAUUUAUACAUUAUGAAGGUUGACAUUUUUUUUAAAAUUUGGAAUAAGAUCUUGUUGCUAAAUAAUUUUUUUAUGAUGAAAAUUAGUUAACUUUUUUAAUAUUUCACUUAAUUAUAGGGGGAAAAUUCACCUUUUUGUUAUAAAUUCUGAAUAGAUAUAGGAAGAUGUGGUGUGAGUGCCAAUGAGAGCAUGUUUAGUACAGUGUCCCCAAGGAAAAUAUUUUUUUCCAGUUAAAUUUGAAAAUAAGAUAAAUGUUAAUCUGAUAUUUAAAAGGAUGCUGCCAAACUGUGCAUUGUGCAAAAAUAGUACAAAUAAGUUUUAUUUGUAAAAUAUGAAAGGUUUGAAAUACAAGCGUGUUAAAAGUGGCGCUUA